CCAGCCACAUGCUGCUCCAGCUUUUACAGGAAAGACUGGAGUGAAUCUUCUUGGCCUCGUUUGUGGUGUACUCAAUUCUGCCCGAAUCCUUGGACUGGCUCGCUACUAGUAGGCCCAUACAAUCGCCCACCGAAGGCUCGCGAGAUCGGCCUUUGGCCUUUGCUUCUGGAAGAGAGAGAAGAGAGGGGGAGACAGGGAAGCGGGAGAAAGGAUACUAACAUGGGAGGCGGGCACGGCGAUGGCCAUGGCGUCACGUACAAGGGCCUCACGCUUUAUCCGCCCAAGAGAUGGCAUGUGGUCACCGGCAAAGGCCUGUGCGCCGUCAUGUGGUUUUGGGUGCUAUACAGGGCCAAGCAAGAUGGUCCCGUACUCUUGGGUUGGCGUCGUCCAUGGGAGGGACAUGAAGACCAUGAGGAUGAUCAUGAGCAUGCACAUUCGGUAUAUACAGUUAUACACUAUACAAUGCUUUUUAUAUUGAUCGUGGGUUGGAGGAGCAGUCCUUUCCCACUGUCUCACUGGAGGAUGGAAACACAAUCGUGGGAGCAAUUUGUGGGUAGGAUAUCUUCAGGUUUUUCAAGUGAAAUUAUGCUUGAGGUCUGAUGGUGAAUGUCAGACAGCUAGAGGUCACUGGAGCUGUGGACAGAAACAGAGAGGUUAGGAGGGUGCAGCUGACAACAAAUCGGUAGCGUGAUGAGAGAGUUUCCUGGUAGGGGAAGGAUUGUUCUUUGGGAGUUUGCAUACUCUUCCGACUAUAUAUCAACUUGAUAGAGUUUUGGGGUAGGUUCCUCUUCCAUUAAAGUUUGCUUGUCUCUUUUGAUGCACAGAGGUGUGUCCAAUUUGUAGGAAUAGGCAGCAGGAUGCGUCAGGUAUUGGAAGACGGAUGGAUUGAGCUGCAACGAGUGGUGGAGAGGGGAGAGGGUGAACGAUAACAGGGAGGAGGGCUCAAGGGGGAGUGUAGAGAUUGAGGAUGACAAUGAUGAUGAGGAGGACAUGUCUGUGGACAACCGCAGGAUCCUGCAGAGGGAGAAACUUCUGCCUCUGCUAUCACAAUGCAGUGUCCAGUUAUCGAAAAGUGUCACUGUUUGAAUAUGUUUUCAGGGAACACCAGAAGUUACGUUGAUAUUUCAUCCUGAAAUAAAAAAAGGAAAGUCUAUCCUUUUCAACAUUCUCAAACUUUUGGUGUGUUCCAGUUUUAUUAGGAUAUUAAGCAUUGAUUGAAGGAUGUUGUGUAUUGAGUGGUUGGAUGGCUUUGCACAUAGGACGUGCCUCAGAUAAGGUUUCUUCGUGUUUGUUUUUUAUGAUUACUUGAAUGGUCUACUUGGACAGUUCAUGAAUGUUUUUAUUCUGUUUGGUCUAGAUAUGAGA
Messenger RNA from Nymphaea colorata (pocket water lily), 1365 nucleotides. RefSeq names its product NADH dehydrogenase [ubiquinone] 1 beta subcomplex subunit 2. The coding region runs from base 220 to 600 and encodes 126 amino acids. Lineage: Eukaryota; Viridiplantae; Streptophyta; Magnoliopsida; Nymphaeales; Nymphaeaceae. The transcript is spliced from 4 exons. Gene Ontology annotation, cellular component: mitochondrial inner membrane. The record is from RefSeq and is a predicted model, not a curated record.